AUGGCGAAAGAAUAUAUAAAGAACUGCUGUAAAUGGUGCUUCUAUGCAGAAAAAGAAAAAAACGAUUUUUCCAUGGUACAGGAAUCUGAAGCAGUAGCUGCAAGAAAGCCAGCUAUUGUAGAGCAACCUCCAUUGUCUUCUGUGUCAGUGAAGCGGCAAGUUGGCUGUUCAGAGGAUUAUCUGCUUUCUAAACUGCCCUUGGAUGGUCAGGAAGUACCAUUUGUGGUCCCCCCAUUCAAACUGGCUUAUGUACAGCCCAAAAACCUUCCUAGUACCUCACAUGCUGGAGGGAUUCAAGAAUCUGCCAGAGCUUCAUUUGGUGAUCGGAAAGCAGAACUGCGCAGCAUGUACCAAUGGCCCCAGUAUGAUGUGUACAACCCAUUCUAUUUGGAGCAGCAUGUUUCACCAGAUCUGAUUAGGCGUUUCCAACCAAAAUCAGAUAAUAGGAAAUUAUAUGGAUCAGUUAACGAUUUAAGAACUAGUGGUUUGCCUGGAUCGCUUGAUUUAAGUCAUUCAAUGUUUGAUCUCAGAAGCCCACCUCAUCGAUUCAUGAAGAGAUACGAUUCAUUCUCCAGUGUACCUAGCAGUACCUCCUCCAGGAAGGAAUCGCAAGGCAGUAACAGGAGUCUUGAUACUAUUACAUUAUCAGGUGAUGAACGAGAUGUUGGAAGACUGAAUGUAAAGCUGUGUUACGUUUCUUCUGCGGAACAGAUCUGGAUCACAGUUUUACAUUGCAAAGACCUGAGCUGGCCUUCUAGUUGUGGAGAAAAUCCUCUUAUCUAUGUCAAGGGAAUUCUCACACUGCCUAAACCAGUGCAGUUCAAAUCCUCUGCCAAGGAAGGGUGCAAUGACAUUGAAUUUAUGGAAACUUUUGUAUUUGCUAUUAAACUGCAAAGCCUGCAGGCUGUCAGAUUGGUAUUUAAAAUCCAGACACAGGCUCCUAGGAGAAGAACAAUUGGAGAGUGCUCCUUGGCAUUGCGGGAGCUCAGCUCAGAGGAGUCAAGUCAUUGGCUGGAUAUAUCUCCUCCUUCCAAAUCAUCUGUGUGCCGCGCAGAGCUUCAAGUAGGAACUUGUUUUCAAGCAAUAAACAGGAGGAUUCAGUUACAGAUUCUUGAAGCACAAAACCUUCCAAUUUCAUCUACACCACUGUCUUUAUAUUUCUUUGUUAAAGUUGGAAUGUUUAGUACAGAAGGGCUGAUGUAUAAGAAGAAGACACGUCUUCUGAAAUCUACUAACAGCCAAGUGAGGUGGGAAGAAAUGAUGAUUUUUCCAGUUAGCCAAGCUGAACAAGGAAUUAGUUUUCUCAUCAAACUCUACAGCAGAAGCUCAGUGAGAAGAAAACACUUCCUAGGACAGAUCUGGAUAAGUUCUGAUAGCAAUAACAGUGAAGCAGUAGAGCAGUGGGAAGAUACCAUCGCUAACCCUGAAAAAGUUGUUGUUAAAUGGUACAGCCUUGGUCCAUCUUGAAGACUGGAGAUGAAACUCAGGACUGAUUUUUCUACAAAGAUAUGCUUUUUAAAAUAGUAUAAAUUUAAAGAAAAAUAUUGUCUACACAAGUUGUUCAGAAGGACUCCACUGAAUCAACACCUCCACGUUAACUGGAAAAAUUAAGUUUCACAAAGAGAAAUACUGGCUUAAAUAUUAUCAAGAGGAAGACUUAGAAAAUGGGAAGAGCACUCACUUGAUAUUUAAAAAUCCACCAGGAAAAAUAAAUAUUUGCUCCUUUUAGGCUCUGCAAGAGUAUAGAAACCCAGUCUUUACUAGUCACAGACUUCAUCCUCAUCUGUAAUCUUGUCUUUGGCAAAGACAAGAUUUUUUUCCAUGGGAAUCAGUCUGAUUAGUGGCUUGAUCCUAGGUACCUCUAAGCCUCUGUGGCUGCACCUGUAUUGACACCAUUUGACCAGAGUAAUGUGUGCCUCAGCAAGUGGGAAAGCUGUGGCUGUAGCAGGAGGCAUAAAGGGAGCAAUGCAAUAAUGCAGCACCCAGCAGCUUUUCUAAUCUUUGCCUCUGGUGAAGGGUUGCACAGUGUGCCAGUAUCUUGGGUUUUCCCCCAUCCUUCUCACUAGUUUAAACAGAGGGAUUGAAAAACAAGUUUCUCUGACUAACUGUGAUCUUUUCAAGUGGGGCCCUCCAGAUUUGCUUUGUUUGGUGACUGCUAGUUGGAAUGAGUGGAAUAAUGCAAAGAGGUAUCAACUCUGCCUAGGAUCAGGGCCAGGUUUUUUAGAUAAAUUAUUUUUAUUAUAUAUAAUUCUAAUAAGUAAAUGACUUCCUAUCUAAUCAACAGUCUUCUACCAUUUGCUUAGUUUACUAAAAGCCAAACCAACAUACUAAGGAGUAAGCAAAUAUUUACUGAUAUAAGUGCUUUUUUAUGCUAAUUAAAAAGCAGAACAGUAAAGGAAUUGGGUUUUGUUUAAAAGAUGGGCUACUACUGCAUAAAUAUUUGUUACAUGUACAGGGUGCUGAAAAUAUGUGUGGAAGUAUAUAUUUGUUACUUGUUUUCAGCAAGAAGAAAUUACCAUAUUUUUAUUGCAAAUGGUAUUUUUCCUAUAAAAUCCAAAGAUUAUUUUUCUACUAGUCCCCGUAUUUUCAGUGGUCUAUUCAGAGUUGUUAUUAAGGGGGGAAAAUGCCAUGUAUAUAGUAUAUAAUAUAUACUUAUAAAAACAAAGACCUUUUUGCACUGCAUUAACUACUGGAUUUAACAAAAAUAUAUUCCAUUAAAUUCAGUGCUUACACAUUUAGUGUUGGCUGUCUGAGCUGCUCAAGUAUGUGUUUGUAUAGACACUGAAUAACAGUAUCUUUUUUAUAACUUGGAAACCAUUCAAACAUCUGACACAAGGACUGGAGUGGUGGUGAGAGCACUCACUGCUUGAAGGCAAAGGAACAGUGGGGGGCAGAGAAAACACUGUAACAGGAAAGCUUGUUGUUUUUAAGCAGAGAGCU
Molecule: messenger RNA, 2940 nt
Organism: Cygnus atratus (black swan)
Lineage: Eukaryota; Metazoa; Chordata; Aves; Anseriformes; Anatidae
Gene: TC2N
Product: tandem C2 domains, nuclear
Exons: 11
Coding region: 1-1467 (488 amino acids)
Cellular component (GO): nucleus
Source: RefSeq, a predicted model, not a curated record